UCUAUAUUACAAUACUGGGCCAAGUGGGUAAGCCCGUAUAUAUAUAACACAAAAACUACAACAAAAACGUUUCUGGCUCUUGGAGUAAUAGAAAUCGCAAUCUCUGCCAUCUUCAUUUUGCAUCAUUGAACAAAACAAGUAGAUCUCUAGCUUCAGUUUAAGUUUUCAUCAUGUCAGGCAAGUAUAUCGUAGCUUCCUUAAUUGGAUCAUUUGGAAUUGCAUGGGUCUGUGAUUAUUAUGUUUCAGACAAAAAGAUAUUUGGAGGUACUGUGUGUGCCACAGCUUCAAACCCGGCAUGGCAAGAAGAGACUGACAAGAAGUUUAAUGCAUGGCCUCGCACUGCUGGUCCUCCAGUCGUCAUGAAUCCUAUUAGUCACCAGAAUUUCAUUGUGAAGUCUCGCCCAGAGGCUUAAUUUGGUUGUUUAUUGGUUUUGAAUUAAUUGGUUCACCUUGGUCAUGGAAUGUCAACAUAAAUGAUAGUUAAACUUGAGAUGAGACUCUUGCAGUUCAAUUACUAUUUGGGGGGUUUUUUACGAUGUGAAUGUUUUUUUUUUUUGUUAGAAUAAAAAAUGUUGAAGCAAUCUUGGAUUGAUUGAUGCAUAUAUUGUUUUAAAAUUCUAUAUGCUAAGAGCAGCACGAAUCUCGGAUGUUGAAGCAAUUCUUCCUUUACAGUCAUUGUUUCAGCUACCAAUGUUAUUUUGAAAUUCUAUGUGCUAAGAUUAGCAGAGUUGUUUA
This is a messenger RNA of Medicago truncatula (barrel medic), 735 nucleotides long. RefSeq lists its product as uncharacterized. The record is from RefSeq and is a predicted model, not a curated record. The transcript has 3 exons. Bases 171 to 413 code for a protein of 80 amino acids. Lineage: Eukaryota; Viridiplantae; Streptophyta; Magnoliopsida; Fabales; Fabaceae.